AAUGGCCUUUAUUCUCCUUUUCUGUGUCAAGUGUCAGGACCCCAGUGGGUUCGGAAAUGCACCAUGUUUGUGAGAACGAUGAGCCUGGCAGACAUGUCCGGUUUCUUGUCCAGGGGAGAGCAGCUAGCAAUAAAGGCUCGAAGCACUGAUAAUCUGGACAAUUCUGGGGAGCCUGGGACCCGAUCGGUGGGAACCACAGCCAACUUGAAGGGGAAGAUGAGCAAAAGGCUUUCUGUUGUGAAAGGUCACUUCCCCAAGCUUGUUGACUGUGCCCACUUUCACUAUGAAAAUGUGGACUUUGGUUCUAUCGAGCUUCAGUUUGCCAACGAGCAGAGCGAUGCUAGCUGGACCUUGGGGAGUGCCAAAGAUCUGGUUUUCCUCGUGCAGGUGUCCUGCCAGGGUAAGACGUGGAUGGUGCGGCGUUCAUACGAAGAGUUCCGGACGCUGGACGCCCAUCUGCAUCAAUGUAUUUACGACCGCCGUUACUCGCAGCUCUUGGCCCUUCCUGCCCUAUGCGAGAUCGGAGACCAGGUGGAGAUCUUCACGCCACUGUUGUCGGAGUAUCUGAACCGUCUCUCCAUGAUCGUGGACAAUAAGCUGAACUGUGGGCCGGUUCUCACCUGGAUGGAGAUUGACAACCAUGGCAACAGGUUCCUGCUGAAAGAAGAAGCAUCUUUAAACGUCCCUGCCAUCGCUGCUGCUCACGUCAUCAAGCGCUAUACUGCUCAGGCUAGCGAUGAGAUAUCUAUUGAGGUUGGUGAUAUUUUGUCAGUGAUUGACAUGCCACCCAAAGAGGACACCACGUGGUGGAGAGGAAAGCAUGGAUUCCAGGUUGGCUUCUUUCCCAGUGAAUGUGUGAAGUUAAUCAAUGAGAAGUUGCCAGUCAGUGCUCCUGUCAGUAAGCAAGAGGUGGAUGCUUUGGGCUCCAAACCUGGCAUUAACAACACGACUGGGCCUUCCUCUCCAUCAUCAGGUGUCUUUCCGUUUGCAAUGUAUCAUGUUAAAUCCUGUUUGUUGUCAAUUGCUGUGUUCUUUGCUGCAGUAUUGCAUUUACUCGCUUUUGUGCUUUGGAUUAAUGUAUCUGAAUCUGAUUUUUUUUUUUUUUUUGGUUUACCUCUUUCUGAUUCCACAGCACGACAGUCUCUGACCAGACCCAAGUCGUUUGUGUCCACCAGGCUUCUGUCUUUAGAGGAGGCGCAGGCUCGCACACAAGCUCCACUUCUCCUUCAGGGAUCUCCUCACCACGCUAUCAGCCAGUUUCACACUGUACUGGACCUGCCUGCUGACAAGAGGAAAAGAGGGAUGAAGGUCCGGAAGUCGGCAGGUGGGAGCUGGAAGACGUUUUUUGCCAUUGGGAAACCUACAGCGGCAGGGCGACGCAAACCCACCAGGAUCACCUCUUUGUUCCAGCCUGCUACCUCUCAUGCAGGUUGCAGGGUGGACAGUGUGACACUCAGGUCAGCAAAGAGUGAAGAGUCCCUGUCAUCUCAGCACAGUGGAGCAGGUCAGGGAAAGAUACAACGCUUACGAAGACCUCGCUCCAGCAGUGAUGGUCUCUCGCUGACUGCCUCUGUUGAUCCGCAGCUCCUUCCCCAGCGCUCCCCAUCUAGAAUCCAUCCAAGCCGCUCUUAUGACAGCCUGCUGCCUGAGGAAACCCGUGAUGCUGAUGAGGAGGAAAAUGAAGAUGAAGAGGAUGAGGAGGGUGUGUACAUGUUGCCUGAUUUCUCCCAGGAACCAUCUGCCUCAUGGAUGGCAGAAGAUGUCAUUGACUUUAGCCCCACCUUCCUGGAAGAUGGGCCAAUAGGGUUGGGAAGCACAGCUGUCGAUCUUAGCGGCAGGGAGUCCCCUCCUGCGGCCGCACCCCCUCCCUACCGCUGUCUGAGCCAUCAAACCCAUACCCGGACUGGUAGCCAGCGCUCAAUAACAGAAGAUCCAGACUCCGUUCUCAAUCAAUCAGAGGCCGCAGCCCGUCGUAGUUUGAUCCUGGCUGCAGCAGCUCCACCUCAGCAAGUGUUCUGUCAGCACAGGCCGUCUGCAGUCACUAAUGCUCCCAUAAACACAGCUCAGCAGGGCGAAUCGAACCUAAGCCCAUCCCAUAGCCAGACGCCAGCUCCAGCAACCUCUGCACCCCUGUCUCAGCCCCCUCAAGAGAGGCGUUCCUUUACACGUAAAGUGGUUCAUGCACUUUCACCUAAAGCGCCUAAAUCCCCACCUCUGGACAUCUCUGAUCCGAUCGCCAUCAGUGUUCCUGCCAAGGUUCUGGAAAUGAUUGGUGGACGAGCUGGUGAAUUGCAACCUGGACUUCCAAGUAGUGGACCACCUCAGCCACCCCAGAUGAUAUCUAUGCUCCUGAGGUCAUGUGAUUUUCAGCUCACGGAGAGCUGCCAGCAAGAGCUCAACAGUAAGUUGGGCCCCGUCGCCAAAAUCAAGGGUCCUAGUAUCUUGGGUCCCACUGGUGUUCCUCUUCCAUCACAGCAGCCCCCUCCUCCUCCCCCCAAGAACCCUGCACGUCUCAUGGCUCUGGCUCUUGCUGAAAGUGCCAACAAGGCACUGCGGCAAGGUGCCUCACCCCCAUACCGCCCCCGUCAAAGUGGAACCUCCCCUGAGACAGAUGUCCGCUUCCAGAGGUCCCUUUCUGCAGAUGCAGGUGCUCUGCUAUCUUCUGAUCCUAAUCAGAUUUAUUCCACAGUACGCCCCUUGUCUGUGUGGAAGACUGAAGGUGAUGACGAUGAGGGUGGAACUGUUGCUGAAAAGCCUGCAGACAAAUCACAUGAUACAGAGUCAAGGUCACCACCUGGGCGAGACACUGGGACUAUCUCUUCUGACAGCUCAGUCUCUGACAAUGGGACAUCCAAUUCUGAGUUGUCAGCUGCCAGUUCCUCUGAAGACAAUGAGCGAACACCAAGCCCCAUUUACAAGAACGAAGAACCAACCUCUCCAGCACAGCCCUCAAAAUCCAGCCCACCCUCUUCCAGUGAAGCCAUCCCUUCUCAAAGAAAACCCCCAGCUUAUGGACGACAGUUUUCUGCUCCGCAGCUUCAGCAGGAGAAAUCCAGCGGCCAGUCCAAGCCUGCAGCCCAACCACACACUCAGCUUCUGCAUUCUAAAUCAGAGAGCUCCCCACUGGCCCAGGUACGAGCCUUCCAGCCCACUCGCCCUAAAGUGCCACCCAAGCCCCCUGAUCUUACUCCCUUGAGGGCUCCACUCUCUCAGACUGACCGUCAUGAUUACAUACGUCGCUCUUUGGAUGCCAGUCGCAUUCGACGAUUGGCAGGGCCACCGCAAGGGAACACACCACUUUCCAGAGCUUUCUCUGAGCGUAUCAGCAGUACCUCUGACAUGCUGUCUCGCUAUCAUGCAGCCAGGAUGGCCAGCCAAGCUGCUCAGGUUCUUCCACAACAACAGCAACAGGCCCAGUCCACACCAAUCAGACCGGUUGUCCCCUCCUUCGAAGACCCUUCCAAGAUGGAGAACUUCUACUACGAAAUUGGUGCACCUGAGCAUCCACAAGUGCCACCCAGCUAUGCACGCCACAGCUAUCAAAAUAUGAAGUUGGAUCUGGAGGGAAACCUCCGUCUCACUGAUCCAGCCAAUCAAAGGCAUAUUUCCAGGGGCUACCCUCCUCCCUACAAUCACCAAGGACCUGGGGUCGGAAGGACUCCCCAGCUUUGGUCAUCUGAGGCCACACGAGCUUGGGCCGUAGCACACUCUCACUCUUUCUCCUUUUCCCAUUCUCAUUCUCACCAUCGCUCUCAGGAUGGAUCAUCAGGACAUCCUCCCCAUCCCCGUCCCCAGCGUCAGACAUCGUCAUCCGUCAGGUUGCCCCGCAGUGAAGUGCAUCACAUACCCGCAUCCGUUGGAGUGGGCUCCGCUGCUGGCAUGGUGCCUUUGUCUGUGCACCAACGUAGCUUGCAUCGCCCCCAGCGUUCCCCUUCUGCAGACCACACAGCCUCCCAGCUUCACCCCUACUUUGAAAACGGGAAGGUGUGUUACCGGUACUUUGAGGCUUCCAGACUGGAAGACUUGCCACUGAAUCAGCAUCAGCAUGCUGUAUUAAAGCCGUCUCAGGCCUCACCAGUGCAAGGAAUCUCAAAAGAUCAGCCUGAACACAUUUACGUCAACUACCCUUUCACAAACCCACCAGGAUCUGGGGUUAAUUCAAAGGGCUGGGCCACCACAGACCUCGACGAAAAUGAUCACCAAACAUCUGAGACACUGGAACCACCUUCUAAGUCACCACCGGAUGACAAACAGAAGCAUUCAGAGCAAGAAAGUCACAUGGCUGGUUUUGACAACCCUGCCCAGAAUGAUGUGUCCUCAGAUUCCAAAGUGACCAAUAUAGCAGCGUUUGCCUCCAGUGCCAUGCAUUUCCGCAGUCGCUCAGAUCCCCAAAGUACUAGCUCGGAGCCUGGUCAUGUCCUGACUGGGAAGGAAAUUGCCUCCUUGCUAAUUGAAAAGCUUGCAGAGGAUGAAAGGGAGGGUCUUUCUGUGCCAUCCUCUUCUCCGCACAUUGAGCACCCUCCAAAUCCCUACCCUAGCCAGCAGCAGCAACAACCUCCACCUGCGUAUAAUAUCUACACUCCAGGACCCUCUCGAGGGCGCUUUGAAGGUCAGGUGCCGCCUAGAGAGGGAUCAGGGCCUUUCCAACGUCAAGACCCCUUGCGGAGAUCUUCCGGAGGCCAGUAUAGACAAGCUUUUGACGUCAUGCCAUCUGGUGACCAAGUCGUUAAGUUUUACAGAAGCCAAGACUUUAUCCCAAGCGCCCAGGGACAAAGCACAACCCCUAAUCCUUAUCCCCCAAGACCAUAUUAUCAGGACCCCCCAUACCCCAAUUGGGGCCCUCAAGGCCUCCCAGACUCUUCCCAUACAUGCACUCCACCUACAGUGGCCUUCUCAAACUUAGCGCUUGGAUCGAUAAGAGGAUAUGGGCCUCAGACCGUGGCCAACCAGUUUAACCAGUAUCCAUACCAGUCAGGGCCAGUGCUUCCCCAGUAUCUCAACACACCGCGACGAGAUGUUGUCCUGGAUCCUUCGCUUCGACCUCCCGGGUUGCAGAACCAGAGAGGCUUAAACCGGCAGGGAAGCCUGCCGGGCCCCAACUGGACCAUCCGAACUGAGGGCCAGACCCGUAGUUACUGCUAAAGAGCUAUGUGUUUAGAGGAUAUGAUAUAGACCGGUUAUAAGCACUAGACUUAUGUUUCCUGUACAAGUUAGCACGUUGUGAAACUUAACUAAACAAAGUUAAGUGGGGUAUGUCCUUACUAGUGUUUCUGUCUCAGAAAGAACCCAUUGCUGUCCUGCGAUUAGUGUGUGUAUUGGAGUGGGAAAAGUGUACGAGAAUAAGAUGUGAAGCAGAAAGGAUCAAAGAAGUGAACCAUAAAGUGGCUUAGAUAUAAAAACAUUCCAGAACACACUGUGCUGUCCAGCAGAGGGAGUCAGAGAGGUACAUAGCUGCUAUUAACUCUGACAGGACGUUGCUCAGUGGCUAAUUUUUGUUUUUCUGCUUUGGGUUUUGUUUGGUUUUAGGUUCUUUUUGACACUAAGUCAUGCUGUACAGGGGCACAAGCUUGACAUGUCUUUCUUCCUCCACAAAGUACGAUAUAAAUAACCUAGAGAUGCUGGUGGUUAUAUGAAACUUUAUGAGUAUGGCUAGUUUUUGUUAUCUUCAUUUUUUGGCAACAAUGUGAUGAUAUUUCCAUUUAAAUUUUUUUUUAAGUUAUUGUAAGUGUUCAAUGGAACGAGUUAUUGUGAAAUAGUUUUAUUUUGCCUUUCUUGAAUUUGUUGCAAAGAAUGUGAAGAUUAGGACUUUUUUUUGUUUUGUUUUUUCUUCUUCUUUAGUCUGUGUGUGAAUGAAUGUGUCAUGCGCAGAGUGUCUUAACGUUAAGCACAUAAAAAGGAAUGGUAAUUGCAGAUUUUUGGGAGGGCGUAAUUGAGAGCGCAUACUUCUGUGAGGUACUGUUUUCUGCUCAUUCUCAAAUAAUGUGUCAGAUGAUAUGUGUAUCAAUAUUGGCGUUCUAAUCCAAAGCAAGUAUUUCAGGUAGGUCAUGUCACAAUGUGUCACUCCCAGACAUCCCUGGGUUUCUGUGAUGGAGGAAUCCCAACCUAGCAACAUUGAAUACCUGGUACUAUUCACCACAAAACACUGAAAAUUCCUUCAAUGCCCAAAAAACUAGUCUUGGAUGACUUUAUAAAUUUAAAAGUCGUUUUUAUCAGAUCCCUCUUUCUGGGCUCAGUAAUGUUCUAGUGUUUUUUACUCAGUACUAUAGUACCUUUCAGGUCAUUACAAAUGUCCUGGAUGUUCUUCCACAAUUGACCAGAGAUGGAAUCUCUAAAAUUUGUUUAGUAAUUUGUGCCUUCUCUUAAAUGACUAAACGUUUUUUAAAUAAUCCUUCGUUAUGAAAGCAAAUAUUGAAGAGCUAGAUACAAACCCUGUCCCUAGCCCAGUUACCCCUAUUUACAGUUUCCCAAAGUUCCACACUAGUAAGUUCAAAAUGGGGGGAAAAAAAGAUGUGUACGAGUGAGAAUAUGACACUGUGUGUUUGCAUGUCUGUUAUCUCUGUUGUUUUAAUACAUAUCUAUGCAGGGAAUAACCAAGGGGGAUAUGUUCCUGAAAAACACUAAAUAUUAAUGCUACCUAUGUAUGUUAGCAGACCUGUGAGCGUGUAUGUUUCAGUGAGAGAGGUCAUGCAUGUGGCUUUGAAGGUAUAUACAUGUCCAACAAUCUCCCCUUCAGCCUUUUCCACUUGGCGAAUGGCAGUUCAUCCUAUUUUGUAAUAUUUUCAAAUAUGUGAAUUAAAACCUUGGACACCG
This is a messenger RNA of Sinocyclocheilus grahami, 6810 nucleotides long. Its product is annotated as rho GTPase-activating protein 32-like. Gene Ontology annotation, biological process: small GTPase-mediated signal transduction. Lineage: Eukaryota; Metazoa; Chordata; Actinopteri; Cypriniformes; Cyprinidae. Gene Ontology annotation, cellular component: fibrillar center; cell cortex; Golgi apparatus. The record is from RefSeq and is a predicted model, not a curated record. The transcript has 17 exons. The annotation marks the transcript as partial. Gene Ontology annotation, molecular function: GTPase activator activity; protein binding; phosphatidylinositol binding.